CGGCAUUCGGUAUCGCCUUUCGACUUGCAAACGCGGCGACGUAAAAAUGGGACCGCUCGCCGUCGCCAUAUUGCCGGAACCACGGAAGGAUGCGUGUUUAAGACGUCCAACCUUAUACAUGUUUUAGUAGAAAUUUUGCUGGUGGUUAGUACUCGGGCGAUACACUGCUGCUAACUAGCAAGACGAAACAUGCACAGUUGGUGUAGCGCUCUACUUAUAGGAAUGCCUCACGCUGCAUUGACAGUGCAAAAUAUACUCCUAAUUCACACAAUGGCAUUACGGCUCUUAGAUCUCUAGUAGUGAACACACCUGCAAGCGCGACGGUCAAACGAGGAGCAUGAAGAUGGCGAUUAACGGCACUGCAUUUGAAUUCCCCUACAUGGUUUCGGACAACCAGCUGAAAACAAGUGCACUGCUGAACUUUAUCUUCGGCACCGUAUGCCUGGUGGGCUUCAUCGGGUUCCGAGGAACCCUCCGGAGCGUGGGGGGCGUAUACCAGCGCAGACGGGAGCUGUCCGACCUGUUCCUGCAGCCCCCCGCGCUGCUGCUGCGCGGUGCGGCCCGCUGCUGCUCCUGGGCGACUGCGGCGCUGCGGUUGUCGGAUGCGGACCUCGUGCGCAGUGCGGGGUUCGAUGCGCUGAUGCUCAACCGCUGCAUCCUGAUGGGGCUGCACAUGUUCUCCGUGCUCACGGCGCUCAGCCUGGGAAUACUGCUGCCCACCUACUACUCCUUCGACGACGUGGUGUCCCACCGCCUGCACCGCGGCACCAACGUGGCCCAGCUCUCGCGCGCCACGCUGUCCAACCUGCCGCCCGGACAUGCCAUCCUGUGGCUGCCGGCGGGGGCGGUGGUGGGCGUGGUGGGGUACUGCGGCUGGGUGCUGCUGGUGCACUGCCAUAGCUACGCGGAGCUGCGAAUGGCGUACAUGCUGUGUCUGGACGCGGCGGGGACACAACCCCGGGGGCAGCAGCAGGAGCAGGGAGGCCUAGCGGACAGCUGUGACAGCAUCAGCAGCGGUGGUGGCGGUGACGACGACAGCAGCCAUCAAGGGAAGAAGAAGGGGAAGGAGGAGGAGAGCAAGAAGCGGUCGAGUGGCAGCACCAGCUUGCAUGCCGGCGGCAGUGGCAGUGCUGCUGUUGCGGACAUGGUUGGGGUGGUCUGCCGCGGAGGUGAAGGGAGCGCCAACAGCGCCCCAGUCGCCGUACACACUCGAACCCUUCCCCUCCGGAGGAGCUUCCCCUCCUCGGGCGCCCUGCAGGGUGCUGCUGCCGGCUCAGGUGCCCCUCCUCUCCCUCCUCCACCCCCACCUCCACCUGCUACCACCUCCCCUGCCGCCGCCUCGCUGCCUACUAGUCCUCGCAGCACCACCCCGGGCAGCCCCGCCACCACCUCCACCACCUCCCACCUCUUCCACCACCCCCGCCACCCCCACCACAGCCCCCGACGACACCGCCGGAACCACAGCACCCUAGAGCCCUCCCCCGACCCACAGCUGCAGCUGCCCCAGCCCUCCUCCGCCUCUUCGCUACGCUACAGCCGAAGCGCCCAGUGCCUCCAAGCCUUGACCGCAGCCGCCUCCGCCUCCGCACUCGCCUCAGGGGCCCCCGUAACGGUGUCUGUAGGGCCCACAACGCACCACCGGGCAGCAGGGGCGCUGUCGUACAAUCCGGCAACGACGGCGGCAGCGGUAGUGGGUUCCGGAGCCGCUUUUGUUGUUGCUUCUGCGGCGGCGGUGGCGACGCCGUCGCCCAGGAGAAGGGCCGCGAUGCAGGCGUUGCAUGCGGGGGCAGUGAUGUCGGGUGGUGGAGAUCUGGGGCGGGGGCGGGGGCAACAGGUGCGCGCGGGGACGCCUCGAGGGGACUCCUCCUCCUCCUGGGCUCAGCCUCAGCGAAGCGGCGGGCAGCUGGAUGCUGCUCCGGGGGGCUGCGGUGAGACCAACAGCAGACCCACAGAACAACUGGACCCCAAUGCCGGUCUUGGUCCCAAUUUUUGUUUUGGUCUUGAUACUGGUCUUGGAUUGGCAUUGGAGCCAGGGGCUGAUCCCGAGCAGGGUCCCCCUCUGGGUCUGCGGCUGCGGUUGCGGCUGGCGGCUCCCUGGCUGCGACACGUGGUGGUGGGGGCUGCGGAGCGGGCUGCGCGGCACAAGGCGGCGGACAACCUUGUGGCAUGGGUGAACCCGCUGAGGAUGCUCGCCAAGGACCGGGAGGACUGGGCCCGGCAGCAGCUGGCAGCCGACCAGGACCCCGACCCCCAGCUGCCGCCCCCGUCCUCGGGACACCCGCCCGCCGCCACCGCAGCCCACGGUGGAGUGCGAGUGGCAGCGGAGGACGUGUUGAUGGCACUGACGGGCCGAGCCGCGGACGUGACAGACCCAUGGGUCACUGGGGGGCCUACUCCAGCGGGCAGGGGUGCAGUUGGCGGCGGCGGUGGCGGAAGCAGCGGCGGUGGUGGUGGUGAGCGUGUGCGAUGGAGUGACAGCGUGCGGGGUCUUGUUGAGAGCUUGGGGCUCUCCCUAGGAGGAGAGGAGGCGGGUCACGGUCACCGCGAGACCGCCGGGAGUGCGGCGACGGGGCUAGAUGCGAAGCCUGGGUGGGGCAGCAGCGGCAGGAACGAAGCAGGAAGAGGCACGGGUACUUCCCCGCCGUGUACGUCAGGGGCGGGGGUGUCGGCGGCAUCGCCAGCCGGUCUUCGCAGCCAAGCUCCACAUGAGGCCCCGGCGGUGUACCGCUACUGGGCUCCUGAGGCGGAGCAGCGCUGCUUCAACAGGGUGCUGCGGCACCGGCGGAGGCAGCAGCGGCAGCAGCAGCAGGAAGAGGAGGAGGGGGAGUCACCGCUGGCGGCGCUGCAUGCAGGCUCCGAACCGCCGCUGCCGAGCUGCUUCCACUCGCACCUGAACCCCAUGUACGGUCUUGCGGCAUCGCGGGAGACGACGCCGGGAUGCAGUGGCGGCGGUGGCGGCCGAGGCGGCAGCAAUGGCGGCGGUUACGAGGUCAGGAGCUUGGGUGCUGCAGCAGAGGGGCUGGUAGUAGGGGGGCAGGUUGGGCUCCGGCGGAUCGACCCAUGGGUCAGUGACACAAGCCGCAGCCCGCACCGCUCUUCGCCUGUGAAAGGGAUGUUUGAUGGCGCCGUUGACGGCUGCAGCAGCGACGGGGUUACUCCUGCCGGGCGGUUGAGGGCUGUGGGGUGUGAGAGCGUUGGGUUGGGCGGGGCUGCGACGUCUUGGAGCGCUGUGCCCGGGACGUUACGUGAAGAACGACUCGGCGGGGACGGUGGUGGUGAUACCAGCUGCAGCGGCCAAGCGGGGGACAGCAGCGACGGGGAGUCCCCCUCGUCGGACGGGGAGGGAGGCGGCUGCGAGCGCCCCUGGACCGACUGUCAGCAGCAGCCGCUGGUGGUGGGGCGCUGCAACGCGCGACUGCGACAGCUGCUCAAGGUCCGCCACGGCGGCCGCAGCCACCUGGUCAACUGCCACCACUACGCGGUGCUGGUGCGGGAUGUGGUGCUGCGGCCGCUGGAGAGGUUCAACGCGCUGGGGCUGCCCGUGAUGCUCACAGCGGCGUCGCCCCCACCGCAGUCACCGAGGACGAUGACGACGACGACAGAAGGAGACGGGGAUGAAAAUGCCGCCGCCGCUGCGGCGCGCUGUGUGGUGGCGACGGAGGUGGAUGUGGAACAGGGCGGCGGCGCCCGAGGCGGUAUGGGAGCUCCCCGCAGGUUCGGGUUCGGUUGCGGCGCUGCGGCUGAGGAGGAGGGGGAGAAGGCAGAGCAGGAGGCGGAGGUGGACGAGCAUGACCCGUUGCUCGCGGCACUGGGGGACAGCGCGGUGGGGGUUAGUAGCAGCAGCGGAGGCGGCGGAUUCAGGAAAUAUGACAUUGGCCGCCGCUGCCGCCGGAGAAGUGACAUGCCGCUGAGGGACCGUGCCGUACACUUGAUUCACGAGGUCCGCCGCCAGGGGGUCCAUGGCGGGGGCGGCGGUGCUGGCGGCGGUUCGCAGCACCCGUCAACGCGGCGGGAGGAGGUGCAGAUGACGUCAGCCAACGGCGCCGCCGCCAGGGUUGGCCGUCGCAAUGGGUUCAAUGAGGAAGCCGGGAUGGCGGAGGAUGCGACGCUAGCAGACGAGGACAACAACGAGGGCCGGCCGCUUUUGGGCCCCUUCGCGUCGCCUGCAGGCCGUCGCCAAGCUGCCGCCGCCGCCGCCACCACCACCACCAGCUGCUGCUGCUGCACCCCCGGUGUCACCUCUCUAGGUGAUGUUGCCACCGGCACCACCCCCAACGCCGCCUUCACCGGCGCUGGGGCGUGCCUGGGCCAGGUGCCCAGCCCCCCCUCCUGCAUGGAGCUGCCGUACGAUGACAGCGAGGAGGCGGCUGCGGUGGCGGCCUACUACUCGCAGCUCUUCCCGGACAGCUUCCAGCGGCUGGUCCCCGUGUGUAACCACAGGGCUGUUGACGAGCUGCUCUUCCAGUGGACAGCCGCCAUGGAGCAGCUGGCGGCGGCACUGCUGGCAGCCAACAUGGCAGCACGAACUGCCGUACCUCCUGCUCCUCCUUCCUCACUGCACUCCCAUAACCCCCUUAUCCCAGCCGGUGCAACCACCACCAGCACCACCACCACCAUGCUACCAACCCCCAGCCAGCAGCUGCCAGCCCCCGCCGACCUCCCCCCCGCCAGCAGCUGCAGCAGCUCCCACCACCAAGUGGCUGCCGUACGCCGCGCUGCUGCUGCCGUACUGCAGCUGCAGCGGCGCAUUGCUGAGGAGCGGUGUCGUACGCUGCAGCGACCCAGUCGGCGAGCCUACGUGGCGCUGUUCUCCAGCCAGCGGGACGCGGCGGCGGCGGCGCAGUGCAGUCCGCUGGCGCCUCCCAGCAGGGCGCAGCCGCUGCACUUCCGUGCAUGCGCGGCCCCGCCACCCGACUCCGUCUACUGGCCCGCCCUCUGGACACUCCCCACCGGCCGCGCCGCUCGCCUGCUCGCCUCCGCCCCCCUCCUCGCCGUCCUCGCCUUCCCCAUCGGCGCCCUCACCGGCGCCCUCGCCAACCUGCCCGUAGCCGUGUGUGGGGGCACCCCGCAGCUGAACCGCCUCUACUGGCCCUGGUUCUGCAGCUCCAUGCAGGCGGAGGAAGGAGGAGGGCACCCCGCGGGUCUGCUGGGGCGGCUGGCGAAGAGUGCACUGACGGGGUUGCUGCCGGCGCUGCUGUCUCUGGGGUGGAAUGCAUGGGUGCUGCCGAUGGCGCUGUACUUGCUGGCAGCGAUUCAGAGCAGGUGCGUGUCGCUUCCCUCCCUGGACCGGCAGAUGAGUCGCUGGUUCUUCUGGUGGAGUCUGCUCAACAUGUUCCUGGGGGCGGUGGUGGGCGGCGGGCUGUUCCAGCAGCUGGGGGCCUACCUGCAGGACCCGGGCAGGGUGCUGCUCAGGAUUGGAACAGCCCUGCCCACCGCCUCCAACUUUUUUCUGCACUACACCCUCACCAAGGGGCUCUACUCCAACUGGCUGCGCAUCGCCUGGCCGCACCUGGGCUGUAUGGCGGGGGCGGCGGCGAGGGGGCUGGCGGGGGCGGCGUUGCCCAGGUCCUGGCAGGACGUCUUUCGCAUCCACUCGCCCCCCGGCUACCGCUUCAGCUCCUUCUACAACGGCAUACUGCAGACCCACAUGGUGGGUCUCGCCUACGUGGUGACCGCGCCCCUCAUCGCGCCCAUCGCGCUGCUCUACUUCGCCACCGCCUACCUCACAUGGCGCUACGCGGCUGUGUAUGUGUACGAGCGGCAGUACGAGUCGGGCGGCCAGAUGUUCCCUGUGCUGUUCGACCACCUGGUGGGCUGCCUGCUGGUGGCGGAGCUGUUCAGCGGGGCGGUGCUGCUCACCAACGGGGGCUGGGUGCAGGCGGUGCUGCUGUGGGCGGCCCUGACGCCCGCGCUGCUGGCUUUCAGGCGGGUGUGCGUGCGGAGGUACAUCCGGCCUCUGGAGCACCCACCCAUGUCACUGGCCAUGUGUGCCCCGCCCGCCUGCGUGGAUCCCGCGGUGUACCUGCCCCCGGCGCUGCGGGAGGGCUCGCUGGGCUGGUACCCGGAGAGCGGCAAGGUGUGGGAACAGUACGGCAUUCCAAAGUACGUCAUCUGAGUCAGCGGCGGCGAGAGGCGGCUCGGCAGAACCACCAAGGCAGGGCUCUGCCGUUGAAGACGAAGUUAUUAAUGACGUGUACGGAGUAUGUGCGGCUUGGUAGCGCAGGUGUAGAUAGGAAGGUGUGACGCGGCAAGGUAGUGAUAGAAGGCACACAUAGUAGUGAAGCUUGUGCCCUGGUGUAGCGGUGUACGGUACUGUGCAGGUAGGACGUUUUGUUUGGUGAUGACCCUGACGAGUUGUGGCAUGGAAGACCACGACAAUGGCCUGUUCGCAUUCAUCGUCGUCACUGUCACUGCAAUUACCUUACUGGACAACAGUCAUUGCAGCCCUGGCCGUACAAAACCCAACAAGGCUGGCGAUGUGGCGACAUGCUCGACACUCAGCAUCCGCUGGUAAUGCAGAUUGUAAGUGCUCGUCCAAUGUCCUUGGUGCAUAUCGUUACAAUUCACAUUCCUUGGGCAACAACCCCACCAACUAACCGGCAACCGUGACGAGGCGUUGAGGGCACACGUGUACGCAGGGGCACAAACCCCAUGUCGGAGGAAACUAACCACACACGCAACGAACGUAAUAAUAAUUGUAAAGUGGCAAACAGGCAUAUCUGAUAAAGAAAUGAGGGCAAGUAGCUUUGCAUAUCAACUUUAAGGCCCAGCCCGUCAUGCAAUGUAGACGUCGUCCCAGAAGAAUAGGCAACUAGUGCGUCGAAACCAAGAGCACGAGACAUGUUGAGCAAUUGGG
Molecule: messenger RNA, 6856 nt
Organism: Astrephomene gubernaculifera
Lineage: Eukaryota; Viridiplantae; Chlorophyta; Chlorophyceae; Chlamydomonadales; Astrephomenaceae
Source: the annotation of a GenBank genome assembly